AUGUGGCCACACAGGUUUAUCCCCCCCUCGCGUAUUAAAGGAAGAACGAAGGCAAGCCGCCUCUACGCAGAGGGGAAGGUCAUAUACGGGUUGAAGGAGGACAAGGACUUCAGUGUGUACGCUCACUUCUGCUACAGUAGGGGUCGGUGGGAAAAGGGGAAGAAGGGGGUGUUCAUUGUUACGAACUUUUAUAUCCCCAAUGCGAAGCUGUUAAUUUUGGAGCAGACGGAGCAGGAGAUGCACAGCUAUGUGGAUGGGAAGAACGGAAACACGUGUGCCGAUUUGGAGAAGAAGGCUUUGUUUCUGCACCCCUUUGAUGACAUCCCCCCGGGGGAUUUAAAAGACUCCUAUUUUGUUUAUGAGGGGGACGUUGGUGACCAUCUGAAGGGCACCCAGUUGAGCUUCGUCCUGCUGGCCUGUGGGCGCCAAGUGAAGAACGCCUAUAAAAUUGAAUUCAGGAACAACACGCACUUUUUGAGGAACCACUUUUCUUGCGAGGAGCAGGGGCUGAUCGAGAUCCACCUCCUCCUGGUGGUCAUCCUAGGCGUCCUCUCCCUCGCGUACAGAGCGAAGCAGGAGUCGUUAAGCCGAGCGCACGGCGCCCUGAAGGAGGCCCUCCACAUGGCAGUGAUCUUUUUUGCCCUCUCCAAUAUAUGCUACCUUAUACAUAUCUUUUCUUUCGCUUUCAACGGAAUAGGGUUCACCUCACUGAAGGUGUUCAGCCAGAUAAAUGAAUCCAUUUACGACUGCCUCAUGCUGACCAUCAUUUUUUACAUUAUGGGUUGUACCAUCGAUAAGGAGAGACGGAGGGAAGACACCUUCCGAACGUCGCUCACCUAUGGCGUCCUCAAAUUUUUGUACCUUCUGGUCGAAAUGCAAAACCAGCAGGAGUUGAAUCUCUACGCAUCGUUGCACUCAGUUGUGGCUCUACCGUUUGUGGCUUACCGGGUGGUCACAGCAGCAAUGAUUUACCGAAACUGCAAGCGACUGCUGAUGGAGAAGACCCCGGGGGAGGAGACCUUCUUCAUCCUGCUCCAAAUGUUUCUAUACAACCUCUGGAUUUUGGCCAUCCCCGCGUACUACCUGUUGAUGAGCCAAGCUUCGGUCCAUUUUACCCACCUGUACGUGCACUUCUCGAACCUUUUAAUUUUGAUAUAUUUGGUGCACGUCGUUUCGGAGAAGAAGUACGAAGCCAUGGAAUCCAGGCACCCCUACUUGGAUAUGAAGUGA
Plasmodium vivax (malaria parasite P. vivax) is the source of this 1230-nucleotide messenger RNA. RefSeq lists its product as hypothetical. The record is from RefSeq and is a predicted model, not a curated record. The transcript is spliced from 7 exons. NCBI's taxonomy places the organism in Eukaryota, Apicomplexa, Aconoidasida, Haemosporida, Plasmodiidae. The coding region runs from base 1 to 1230 and encodes 409 amino acids. Gene Ontology annotation, biological process: G protein-coupled receptor signaling pathway; response to pheromone.